UUUUCUGAAUUGACAAUUUAGUGUUAGUAAAGUCAGGGCACAGAUGCACAAGUAGAAACUGUCUGCAAAGAACCAUUUUAUUAUCUAAAACAGAGAAGACCUCGAGUUAUAGGCCAGUUACUCACCACACAGGAAGUUAUUUUAGGUUACAGUGGGCUGCUUAACUCUGAGACUUAGAGACUUGAUGCAACCUCAGUGUCUCUGCGCGUACACCGGGAAGGAAGACAUACUGCAGACACUUUCUCUCUAUAACCAUACACAAACCAAAGAAGCACAAAACUGCUGGUCACUUACUGAUGAAGGUGUGCUUGCUGUAUAAUCUUCAGAAAAGCUGCAGAGAGAGGGAACAGCCAUGAGUCUGCUGUGAUAAUGGAUCGCAGCAGAGCAGAAAGGAACAGAACUCAAAGAUAUGCUAACGACGUAGAGGAACCAGAGUACGACGUGGUGGAUAACCAGGAAGAAGUGCUUAGUGUACGCAUUCUUCCUGCGAGGCCCAUAAAUGAUGACCAAGAGUAUGCAGACAGGGAUCUCCCAAGGUCAUCAUCAGCUCACAACCUUUCAUCACUCUCCCCUGGAAACUCAAACAUCCUCCCAAGAUGUCCACCCAGAGAAACGCCAUUUUCAACAGCACCUGUGAUAAAUAGAGAUCUGAAGCCUGGUCGACAAAAGAUGAAAACAGUUACAGAUAGGAGGAUCCCACCUGUGCCAAAAGGAGACCAGCACUCACAAAGGAGUUUGCAAUCACCGUCACCUUUUACCCUGGAGUUGGUCAAUGUCUUGUCUGGAAAGGCUCCACAGCAAGGUUGCAGGAGAGAAGAGCACGGGACCACUAGAAAUGCAGAGUUUAGUUCACAUAUGAAAGGUCCACUCAGUUCUGAAAGUCUUACACCUGGCAGUUACAGGCAUUCACUGGAUUUGGAGUCUCACUUAGAAAGAAGGACCCAUCAAAGUCUAGAAAGGGUCCCAUCAAAACGCCAUCACCAUGAAUGGCCUCAGACGAAAGAAGACUUUGACCAGCACGACUUUGUCCCAAUGGAAAAGCCUCAACAGACCUGUGAGGAAGAUUGGUACAUCGGGACAUGUAAUCGAGCAGAUGCUGAGCACGCCUUACACCUGGUGAACAAGGAUGGUGCAUUUUUGGUACGAGACUGCUCCACCAACAGCAACUUUGAACCCUUGGUAUUGGUUGUGUAUCAUGAGAAGAAGGUUUACAAUGUCAAAAUUCGGUUUGUUGAGAGCACAAAAAAGUACGCAUUGGGCACAGGAUAUCGUUCAAAUGAUAUGUUUGACUCUGUGGCAGACAUCAUCAAGUUCCACUCCAUAUUUCCAAUAACACUUGUCAGUGGGAGAACCGCGAUGGGAAACAAGUACCCAGACAACUGUGUGCUGACAUUUCCUAUAACAAAAGGGGAUGUUGAACGGUUGCUACAAUAACAUGUGAACCUUGCCAACAAAGAUUUGUCAAUGUGCUUCUUGUGUCAUGUGUGUUCACAGUUCCACAAAAACUGUAGCGCUGUCAUUCUGAGCAAGUUGGGGUGGAUGGAUUUUGUAAAAGAAAAAUAUAUACGUUGAUCAGACGUGCCUAUAAUUUCUGGUUAUUUUGAUAAUAAUAAUGUGCUAAUGGUUUUUAAAUUAAUCCCAUAGACAAGUGGUUCUCAAAUUCUUUGGGUCCAGUGACACAAAACCUCCUAUAAUCAAAAUAGCGAUUUGGCUGGUUCUGCCACAGCACUCGAAAAUCUUCCCACACCUGCUAGCUACCAGGCUAAUAAACUAGCAAGUGAUUUCAUUGUUGCAGUGAGUCACAAUCAUAUCAGUUCCUCCUGUUCCUCCAUAAUGUGGUAGCAAUUACUGGAUAAAAUAUGCUUUUGUUAUUGAAUCAAAUGGUCCCCAAUCUGUAAAAUGCACUUUUUAAUGAUCUAGCGCAAUUUAACAAAUUAUUUUACAGAUCCCUUGUCCCCCGGACCCGAUUAGAGACCCACUUCUCUCUGACAGAUAAUAGUGAUCUACCCUAAUUAUCCUAAUUUAAUGUCUUCAAAUUGUAUAUUUUGUAGCAACAAUCUAAAAUAAAAAGUCUGUAACUGUACAAUUAUACAAACCAAAAAACUAGAACCAAAUAGCGUAAUCUUUGGUCACAUUUUGCUUUAUAUGGAUAUGUGUAUAAACAUAUACACAUAUCUACUGAGAAAUAAAAGAAAUAUUGAAUAUUAAUCUCUUAAAUACGAAUCUGGUUUUUGCACAGUUGAUUUGGAAUUCAGUUAAACACUGAUCAUGAAUCCAUAUAAAAAAGUUAGCAUUUUCAUGUGUUUCGCCUCCUUGUAUACUUUUCUUGGCAGGAAUGGACUUCCAUACCUACUUCACAUUUUCCUUUCUUUUUCUUAAAUCAGACUUACUUCCCUGUCCUUAUUUUUAACCAGCACAAUGCUGUUUUUCAGUCAUGAACUGCAUGAAAUGUUAUAAAGAUUUUAUUUUUAUUUUAUCACGAUUUUAUUUUAAAUUAUUACAAGAGUUAGGAAAUUCCCAGUGCUAGGUUUCAGUUAGCUUGACUCAGUGCCAUUCAGUGGCUCUGGCUUAAGUGCAGUGAAUUGAUUUAGAGAGUGCUCUGCAGUAUUUCUGUUGGUAACUUAACUAAAGAUAGCAAGUGAAACCAUUUAUAACAUGGAACUAAAGUUUACUAAUUUUUACAAUAUAAGUGGGAAAAUGACAGAUUGAAAGCCACUUUUACAAGCUAAAUAGCAAAUUUAAGGCUAAACAAACUACUUCAAGUCA
Molecule: messenger RNA, 2766 nt
Organism: Haplochromis burtoni (Burton's mouthbrooder)
Lineage: Eukaryota; Metazoa; Chordata; Actinopteri; Cichliformes; Cichlidae
Product: cytokine-dependent hematopoietic cell linker
Exons: 17
Coding region: 370-1434 (354 amino acids)
Biological process (GO): intracellular signal transduction; cell surface receptor protein tyrosine kinase signaling pathway
Source: RefSeq, a predicted model, not a curated record